Parnassius apollo (apollo) is the source of this 243-nucleotide messenger RNA. The record is from the annotation of a GenBank genome assembly. Lineage: Eukaryota; Metazoa; Arthropoda; Insecta; Lepidoptera; Papilionidae.
AUGGCGCGUGCGUGCGCGGAGCCCGCACCGAGCCGCGCCAUCGAUCGCUGCCCACCCUCCACUCCACCACCACUCACCUUCUGGGUGCAGCCUCUGCGGGUCGAACCAAGCAUCUGCAAGAGAAGGCUGCGUGUUAGCGGGUUAGUCGCGACAGAGGGUCAAGCGGGUCAAGCGAAGCUGGCGCGGGACACUCACGGGGGUCGAGGACGCUGCACAACGAGGGUCCGGAGUCCGGCAUGGUGA